Xylaria bambusicola is the source of this 1433-nucleotide messenger RNA. RefSeq lists its product as uncharacterized. The record is from RefSeq and is a predicted model, not a curated record. Lineage: Eukaryota; Fungi; Ascomycota; Sordariomycetes; Xylariales; Xylariaceae. Bases 1 to 1059 code for a protein of 352 amino acids. The transcript is spliced from 2 exons.
AUGACAGAUUCAUCACCCACAUCGCCAGCAAUAAAGCUACGUAAGAAGAAGGCUGACAACACCCGGCCCAUCAGGGACGAAUACGAAUAUGAGAGAAGAUGGCCUAGACGUCGAGGACGCUACGAGAUAGAGACCCAGUGUACCAGUUGUCAAUGGUGGUUUGAUUCUUUUGAUCCAGAUGCCAAAAAGUGUCACAUAUGUGUAACACCGCCUCCGCCUCUCGUCGAAACAACUAAGGCGCCAAGCACUCAAAUACCAGUAUCCACGUCAACGGUACAGGAGAAUGAGGCUCCACAAACAGCACCGAAUCCGUUCCCAGCCAUGGGAACGCAGCUAGGGACCACACAAUUGGAAUGGGGCAUACCGGCAUACGAAGCUGGUGACAGUAGUACACAGUAUCAAACAUAUCCGCAGGAAUUUGGAGCAUCGUUCGGCCACCCUUACUCUCCUGGGAUAGCAUCCAGCUCGUUGGGAGGGUAUUCACCGAAUCAGUUAUGGGGGCAGGACUACGGCAUGCUGCCUUUCUCUCUCAAUGAGCUAUGCGGGCAAGAAUACAAUAUGUCACAUAAUCCUGCAUCAGAUUCUACAACAUCACCCAACUCCUCGGUAUUUAUACCAAACCAGAUGAUGACGCAGGAGUAUAAUACACCAUCAAUCCAGUCCAUAAAUUUUGAGCAAGGGCACAGUCACCCACCAGAUAACAUGCCAAACCAAACACAAGGCGAAGGGUAUGUGCAACCACGGGACACAUUAGGUCUAGGAAAUGCUAUGCCAUCUCAGGAGGAGAUUGGAGAAGCUAGCUCAAAUACUUCGAACACUACGACGUCCUAUGUACGACCACUGCGGCCGUUACGACCACUGCUGCCACGAGAACUACCAGCAGAUGAUAUGGCUUCCUCCACAAAUGUCCAGCCUUAUAAAGGGGAUGAUAUGGCCCGUUCUGGUAGUAAAGAUGCAAAUAGGCGUCAUCAACGUUCCAAAAAGCACACAUCAGUGGAGACAGGCAACAAAAGACUUCUCAAGCCUAAAGAUACUGAUUACAAGAGAGGAGAGAAAUAAGACCAGAGGAAGAAGGCAAAUCGAAAGAAUGGCUAUCCGCCACCCGUAGGCUGCAUUACAGGAAAGGAUCAGAGGCUAAGCUUAUUACAGCGUGCGUUGUCAUUGUUUAUUCUCUUUAUUUUUUUUUUUUUUUCAUUCUUGCGAGGAAAUUGACUGUUCUAUUCCCGUAGGGGUCAUAUCUAUGUUGUCUGUUCUUUGUCUACUGUCUAUUUCAUACUGCUAGAGGAGAUCCCAAGUUUUAUGUCACUAGACUUUUCGUUCAGUCAUCGGUAUUCUAUGGAGGCGUGUCAAGAACUGAUAACCGUGUAAAACAUGGAGAAUUAAUUGUGUGGCUUCAGAUAUAAAGAUUGUACCUAAUAUAAUGCCUUGACUUG